CUUCACAUCUAAAUCCGAGCAAUGGAGAAAUUUGAAGUCGGCAUCGCCGUGUCAGAGCCUCCGUACCCAGGAGAAGAGCCCACACCAACUACCAGCCAUGGCAGCACACCUUCCUCAGAUGUGGAAUCCCAGUCGACUUGCACAGUCUCUUCCCCUGCCCCAGUCUCCAUGCAAGUUUCCAAAGCCCGAGGUACAGUCGUCAUCGCCACCCUAGCCGGCAUCAACUUUCUCAACACCAUGGGCAGCGGCAUCCUGAUCGCGGCCCUCCCCCGCAUCGCCAGUGACGUCGGCUUAGACGCAAGCUUGAUCCUAUGGCCCGCCGCCGUCUACGCCCUAGCCGCCGGGUGUCUCCUCCACGUGUUCGGCAGCGUCGCCGACAUCAUCGGCGCCAAGAAGGUCUGGGUUGUGGGAAGUUUCUUCUUCGUCAUCUUCACCAUUGCUCUCGGCUUUGCGGCCACGGGACUGCAGGUCAUCAUGUGUCGUACCUGUCUCGGGGUUGCCAUGUCCAUGUGCUUGCCUACGACUGUUAGUCUGAUCUCGAAUACGUUUCCUCGGGGCCACUGGAGGAACACGGCGUUCGCUAUGAAUGGCAUGGCCCAGCCGCUGGGUUAUGCAUUGGGUUUGGUGUUAGGUGGCAUUUUCACCGAUACGAUUGGGUGGAGGUGGUCGUACUGGAUCAUGGCUAUGAUCAACUUUUGCGUAUCCGUUGCGUCGAUUUGGUCGCUUCCGCAUGUGCAACACCACUCAAAGAAGAAGUGGACAAGGCAACUGAUCGAAGACGUUGACUGGGUGGGUGUUGUUAUACUCAGUGUUGCGCUCGGUCUGCUCUUAUACGUCCUCGCCUUGGUGACAUCCAGCUACCGGAAUAUCGGCAAACCCGUCAGCAUCGUUCUGCUCACGGUAUCGACAAUCAUGCUCGUGGCGUUUCCCUGCUGGAUGCGUUAUCAAGUCAAAAGAAGUCGACCGGCACUUAUUCCCAAUAGGUUGUGGCGCAAAGCUUCUUUUACUGCGGCCUGCUUGAGUGUGUUCUUCUGCUGGGCUUCAUUGAAUGGGAUUGAGUACUUUACUACGCUAUACUUUCAACAAGUCCAGGGCCUUUCCGCCUUGCAGUCUUCCAUCCGGUACUUUUCGCAGAUAAUCAUGGGGACAGCCGUCAAUGUUGCUCUUGUCUAUUUGAUUUCGCGGGUGCGAGUCUUUUAUUUAACUGUCUUCUCGGCUUGCAUUACCGUGGUUUCGCCGGCUAUAAUGGCCACGGUUCAAAUCAAUGCAAACUACUGGAUGGGACCCUUCUGGGCACUCUUCUUCUGUCCUGUUAAUCCAUGGGUCCUCUUCAGCAUCUCUAAUCUCAUCAUAUCCGACGCUUUCCCAGCAGAGAUCCAGUCUCUUGCUGGGGGUGUCUUCAACGAAGUCGCCCAAUUUGGAAACUCUGUUGGAUUGGCUGUGACAGCGGCAAUAGCCGCGUCCGUCACUGAGCACUCGAAGAGUCAGGAUAAAACAGUAGCCUUGAUGGAUGGCUUCCGCGCAGCCUUCUGGACCAUUUUCGCAAGUACCGCUGCGGUACUGGUGAUCAGCGCUAUUGGGUUGAGAAAUUCUGGCACGAUAGGGAAGCACGAUGAGGUGGAUGAGACAAAGUAAUAAUCUCGUGUGUUUCUUAUUGUGUACCAAUGGCAAUCACGUUAUUUUGCUCUUGCACAGGUUAGGGGGACGUGAAGCAUGUCGACUUUUACACACUUUGCUAUCUGGGAGAUAGUAGAUGCAACUCGGGGUGUAAACAAACUCGUAGACAGAUGGGGUGGUAGAUACACGUUGAUGGAAUGAAUUUUCUACAUAUUGGUUCAGACUACAC
Pseudomassariella vexata is the source of this 1846-nucleotide messenger RNA. Its product is annotated as major facilitator superfamily domain-containing protein. Bases 22 to 1635 code for a protein of 537 amino acids. The record is from RefSeq and is a predicted model, not a curated record. Gene Ontology annotation, biological process: transmembrane transport. Lineage: Eukaryota; Fungi; Ascomycota; Sordariomycetes; Amphisphaeriales; Pseudomassariaceae. The transcript has 3 exons. Gene Ontology annotation, molecular function: transmembrane transporter activity. Gene Ontology annotation, cellular component: membrane.